UCAGCCACCAAGGGGAACUUCCUGCGCAGCUCCGGGCCGUAUCCCGACUCCAUCGACUGGAGGAAGAAGGGAAAUUACGUGACACCCGUGAAAAACCAGGGCCCCUGCGGGAGUUGCUGGACCUUUUCCACCACGGGGUGUUUGGAGUCUGCUAUUGCUAUUGCGACGGGAAAGCUCCUCUCUCUGGCGGAACAACAGUUAGUUGAUUGCGCCCAGGCUUUUAACAACCACGGCUGCAGUGGGGGCCUGCCAAGCCAAGCCUUCGAAUACAUACUGUAUAAUAAAGGGCUUAUGGGGGAGGACACCUACCCGUACCGGGCCGAGAAUGGCACCUGCAAGUUCCAGCCAGAGAAGGCUAUUGCGUUUGUCAAGGAUGUUAUCAAUAUCACGCAGUAUGAUGAGGAUGGCAUGGUAGAAGCUGUGGGGAAGCACAACCCGGUGAGCUUUGCGUUUGAGGUGACGGGUAACUUCAUGCACUACAGAAAAGGAGUCUAUUCAAAUCCACGAUGUGAGCACACUCCUGACAAGGUGAACCACGCUGUCCUCGCUGUGGGCUAUGGAGAAGAAAAUGGGACUCCUUACUGGAUUGUGAAGAACUCCUGGGGCCCGCUGUGGGGCAUGGAUGGGUACUUCCUUAUUGAACGUGGCAAGAAUAUGUGUGGUCUUGCUGCUUGUGCAUCAUACCCGGUUCCUCAGGUGUGA
Cariama cristata (Red-legged seriema) is the source of this 702-nucleotide messenger RNA. RefSeq names its product cathepsin H (gene CTSH). Gene Ontology annotation, molecular function: cysteine-type endopeptidase activity. Gene Ontology annotation, cellular component: lysosome. The transcript has 8 exons. NCBI's taxonomy places the organism in Eukaryota, Metazoa, Chordata, Aves, Cariamiformes, Cariamidae. The record is from RefSeq and is a predicted model, not a curated record. Gene Ontology annotation, biological process: immune response. The annotation marks the transcript as partial.